AUGGGCAAUGGCAAUGAGGAUGGUGAGGCAGUGGCUGAGAAGGAUGGUGAGAAACAGGUCGAAGAAGAGGCUGAGAAGGAUGGCGCGAAAGAGGCUGAGAAGGAUGGCGCGAAAGAGGCUGGGACAACACCUGAAGAUGCUGAGGGUGAGGAAGGGGCUGCGAAAGAGGCUUAUGAGGUCGCUGGCAAUGAGGAUGAAGUAGGUCAGAAGGAGGGCGAGACAGAGGCUGACAAGGAGGGUGAAACUGAGGAAGGCAAGACAGAUGUGGAGGACUCGCCAUCUACUCUUCAAGUGAUGGCAGAAGCUGCGGAGAAACUCGAGAAAGAGGUUGAUGAUAAGGCUGCUGCAGAGAAGGCUGGUGAUGAGUUAGCUGCUGCUGAAAAGGCAGCUAGUGAUAAGGAAAAAGUUGGUGAUGAGGAGGAGACCAGGCCAAAGAGGACCCAUAAACCUUCUCGUCCGCUCAGGUCUCCGUAUCAGAAAAACUAA
Molecule: messenger RNA, 486 nt
Organism: Brassica napus (rape)
Lineage: Eukaryota; Viridiplantae; Streptophyta; Magnoliopsida; Brassicales; Brassicaceae
Product: myristoylated alanine-rich C-kinase substrate-like
Exons: 2
Coding region: 1-486 (161 amino acids)
Source: RefSeq, a predicted model, not a curated record